AUGGCUCUGGCUGCUCGAGCUACCCGCCAGGCCCUUCGGGCUGCAAAGGCGGCUCCCUCUCGCGCAGUGGCAGGCUCUUCUCGAUCCUACUCUUCCGCCGCGGAAUCUGAGCUCAAGAGCGUCCUGAGAGAAGCCAUCCCCGCCAAGCGUGCCCUGCUCAAGCAGCUGAAGGAGCGCGGCGAGGAGAAGAUCGGCGAUGUCACAGUCGCCAGCGCCAUUGGCGGAAUGAGAGGUCUCAAGGCCAUGGUCUGGGAGGGCUCUGUUCUGGACGCCAAUGAGGGCAUUCGAUUCCACGGCCGCACCAUCAAGGACUGCCAGAAGGAACUUCCAAAGGGCACUUCCGGCACCGAGAUGUUGCCCGAAGCCAUGUUCUGGCUGCUUCUCACCGGCCAGGUCCCAACCACUCCUCAGAUCCGCGCCUUCUCUCGCGAGCUUGCCGAGAAGUCCCAUCUCCCCAAGCACAUUCUCCAGAUGAUCAAGUCUUUCCCCAAGGAUAUGCACCCCAUGACCCAGCUUUCCGUCGCUGUGGCCGCGCUCAACACGGAAUCCAAAUUUGCCAAAAAGUAUGCUGAGGGCAUGAACAAGGCCGAUUACUGGGAGCCAACCUUCGACGACAGCAUUUCGCUCCUGGCCAAGAUCCCCCGUGUUGCCGCUUUGGUUUUCCGCCCCAAUGAAGUCGACACCGUUGGCACUCAAGAGCUCGACAGCGCCCAGGAUUGGGCAUACAACUUCGCAGUCCUUCUUGGAAAGGGCGGCAAGGAGCACGAGAGCUUCCAUGACGUUCUCCGCCUCUACCUUGCGCUCCACGGAGACCACGAGGGUGGUAACGUCUCCGCUCACGCCACUCAUCUUGUCGGAAGCGCUCUCAGCGAUCCUUUCCUCAGUUAUUCCGCUGGUCUCCUUGGUCUUGCCGGGCCCCUCCACGGAUUGGCUGCCCAGGAAGUUCUCCGAUGGAUCCUCAACAUGCGCAGCGCCAUCGGCGACAACUUCAGCGACCAGGAUGUCAAGGACUAUCUCUGGAAAACUCUGAAGUCUGGCCAAGUUGUGCCCGGCUACGGCCACGGCGUUCUUCGAAAGCCCGAUCCUCGCUUCGAAGCUCUGAUGGACUUUGCCAGCACCAGACCCGAAAUCAUGGGCAACCCCGUCUUCAACCUCGUCAAGAAGAACUCCGAAAUCGCGCCUGGCGUCCUCACUGAACAUGGCAAGACCAAGAACCCUCACCCCAACGUUGAUGCCGCCUCCGGCGUUCUCUUCCACCAUUAUGGCUUCCAGGAACCACUAUACUACACCGUCACCUUCGGUGUCAGCCGUGCCCUCGGCCCGCUCGCCCAGUUGAUCUGGAGCCGCGCCCUCGGUCUGCCGAUUGAGCGUCCCAAGAGUAUCAACAUGCAAGGAUUGCUCGAUGCCACUAAAAAGAACUAG
This is a messenger RNA of Uncinocarpus reesii 1704, 1422 nucleotides long. Its product is annotated as 2-methylcitrate synthase. The transcript has 3 exons. Gene Ontology annotation, biological process: tricarboxylic acid cycle; carbohydrate metabolic process. The record is from RefSeq and is a predicted model, not a curated record. Gene Ontology annotation, molecular function: 2-methylcitrate synthase activity. NCBI's taxonomy places the organism in Eukaryota, Fungi, Ascomycota, Eurotiomycetes, Onygenales, Onygenaceae. Gene Ontology annotation, cellular component: mitochondrial matrix. Bases 1 to 1422 code for a protein of 473 amino acids.